AUGAAGAUUGGAUUCCUAGGACUGGGCGUGAUGGGAACGCCCAUGGCGCUCAAUCUGUGCCGCAAAUUUCCCACCACGGUUUGGAACAGAACGGCCUCUAAAUGCGCGGCGUUAACGCAAGCAGGUGCUGCGCUCGGUCACACUCCAGCCAAAGUGGCAGAACAAUCCGACAUCAUAUUUAUGAUGAUGUUCAACGGGCCUGCUAUACGAUCUAUAAUUGACGACGACUUCAAGCGAGCGCUUAAGGGAAAGACGCUCGUCAACACCAGCUCAGUGUCUGUGGAGUUUAGCCGCAGCCUGGCAGAAGAGAUCCGCGACGCAGGAGGGAAGUUUAUCGAGAUGCCUGUCAGCGGAAGCAAAGUGCCGGCCGAGCAAGGCACCUUGGUGGGAAUGAUGGCGGGCGAUCAGAUUGAGUGCGAGCGCAUCCGGCCUUUCGUGGAGCCGAUAACCAGCGCAGCCAUCUACUGUGGGCCUAUCGGCGCGGGCUUGAAGACAAAGUACGCGGUCAACAUCUUUCUCAUCACGGUUACGGCUGGCCUUGCCGAGUCGAUGAAUCUGGCCCGCGCACAGGGCCUUGAUCUUCAAGCGUUCAGCAGUGUGCUGGAUGCGGGCCCUAUGGCUUCUGCUUAUUCCAAGAUGAAGCUGGCCAAGAUGGCCAAGCAAGAUUGGUCUGCCCAGGCGGCUGUGAAGGAUUGCUACAACCUCACUGAGCUUAUCCAAGAUGCCGCAAAGGCUGCGGACGCAAAAACCCCUCUUAUGGAGGUGUGCAACUCUCUAUAUGGACAGGCAAUGGAAUCUGGUUUCCAAGAUGAGGACAUGAUUGCUGUUUACAGAGUCUUUUCAGGCGACAAGAAGGGCAAUUUGUAA
This is a messenger RNA of Trichoderma gamsii, 867 nucleotides long. RefSeq lists its product as hypothetical. The coding region runs from base 1 to 867 and encodes 288 amino acids. The record is from RefSeq and is a predicted model, not a curated record. Gene Ontology annotation, molecular function: NAD binding; oxidoreductase activity, acting on the CH-OH group of donors, NAD or NADP as acceptor; NADP binding. The transcript has a single exon. Lineage: Eukaryota; Fungi; Ascomycota; Sordariomycetes; Hypocreales; Hypocreaceae.